AGCCACCACAAAUCAAAUAUGCAAAAUGCAAAUGAAUUGCGCCACCAGUUAUUAUUACUAUUAUUAUUGCAAAAGAAAAUUUGUUAAUUAUUAUUUUCCCGAGAAAGUUUUCAUGGCUGCGUUCUUUAAUCCCGUUUUCUGCGAUCGUCCGUUUCUUGGAUGAGAAUUUUCUCGGGAAAAUCUCGAAAGAAGAAUCAUGCUGUCCCAAUCAGAUUCCACUGCUGCUGUUACGGCUACUACAGAUGCGAAUCCAUCGUUCCCGGACGGCGAUCCGAAGCCGCCGCCGCCGCCUCCUUCUUCCUCCGAUGAGGACUUUUUCUCGUCGGUCUCUUUCUCGUCGUCUUCCUCCUCCGACGACAACCAGAUUCAGAACCGGACGCCGUCUGAUCAGCCGCAAAUCCCCGUCUCGUGGCCCUCCGAUGGCUCCCCGACGCGAGAUUGGGUCCUGAGCUUAAUGGACGCGUUCGAUUGGGGUUCACGGAAUCUGCCGCCUUCCGAGUUUCCGUCAGUUUUGCCCGUCCAGGUGUUCGAUAGUCUGGUGCUUUCUGCGUCGAAGAUCCUUCACAAGGAGCCGAAUUGCGUAAGGAUCGACGGCGGAGAUGGCUCAAACGUCGUGGUUGUAGGUGACGUUCACGGGCAAUUGCAUGAUGUGAUUUUCCUGCUGCGGCAGGCGGGUUUACCGGCCGAUGACCGGUUCUUUGUGUUCAACGGCGAUUAUGUGGAUAGAGGGGCUUGGGGUCUCGAGACCUUCCUUCUCUUGUUGGCUUGGAAGGUUUUUAUGCCACAGAGGGUAUAUCUUCUUCGUGGAAAUCAUGAAUCAAAAUACUGCACUUCAGUUUAUGGGUUUGAAAAAGAAGUCUUAACCAAGUAUGGAGAUAGAGGAAAGCACGUCUAUCGGAAAUGCCUAGGAUGUUUUGAAGGACUCCCUUUGGCUUCCAUUAUAGCUGGGUGCGUUUAUACUGCACAUGGAGGGCUUUUCCGGAGCAUAGCCACUGUAACCCCAAAAAGACCUAAAGGGAAGAAGAAUAGGAAAAUUGUUCUCAACCCUGAAGCGCAUUCCCUAUCUCUUGGUUCGCUGGAUGAGUUAUCUAAAGCAAGGAGAUCUGUCCUCGAUCCUCCAUGGGAAGGCCAAAACUUGAUUCCCGGUGAUGUUCUGUGGUCAGACCCAUCAAUGACCCCUGGUCUUUCUCCAAAUAAAGAAAGAGGAAUUGGUCUUUUAUGGGGCCCUGAUUGUACUGAGGAGUUCUUAAGAAAGUUCUGUUUAAAGUUAAUUAUCAGAUCACAUGAAGGUCCUGAUGCAAGGGAAAAGCGGUCUGGUCUGGCUGGAAUGGAUGAAGGAUACACAAUAGAUCAUGUUGUAGGGUCUGGGAAACUGAUUACUCUGUUCAGUGCUCCAGAUUAUCCACAGUUCCAGGCGACAGAAGAGAGAUUUAAAAAUAAAGGGGCAUACAUUGUUCUAGAGCCCCCUCAUUUUGACUCUCCAGUGUUCCAUAGUUUUGAAGCAGUUUGUCCAAGACCAAAGGCAAAUCCCUAUUACGACUUUGAAGAUGUCCUUGACUCUGAUGAAGAAUUGGACUUGGCCUGUAUGGUAUCAUCUUAGAGGUCAUGACCCGGUGGACUCUGACAAUUAUAAUUGGCUUCAGAGACAUGGUAGCGGUUGAAUAACAGUAUUCGGCCUUCCCACAGGAAGUGUAGGGGGGAGGCUGCCAAUCUGCUGCUGUUGUAGACCUUUUUGUAAGCAAGAACCUGGUACUCUGGGUACGACCUCUAUCUAUGGCGUCAUCUUUCUUCUGGAAGGAAGGAUUAAACACCCUUGAUUAUCUAAUUUUUUUUUAAGUACAUCACUUGAUCCCUUUUUGUAUUGGGGUAAUUUUAAUGCUGGAAGAGCAUUUACAUAUCCCCUAAAUCCUUUAUGGCCAGUUCAACUCUGGGAGUGCAUGCACUUAGCUUUCACACACUUGUUGGGUAGAGAGCUAUUUCUGUAACAUCUAUAUUGCUUGAAUCUAUUGUAGGUAGUUUCGUUUGUUUGUGUGCAUCAUCA
This is a messenger RNA of Diospyros lotus (date-plum), 2041 nucleotides long. Its product is annotated as serine/threonine-protein phosphatase 7. Bases 197 to 1600 code for a protein of 467 amino acids. The transcript is spliced from 5 exons. NCBI's taxonomy places the organism in Eukaryota, Viridiplantae, Streptophyta, Magnoliopsida, Ericales, Ebenaceae. Gene Ontology annotation, molecular function: protein serine/threonine phosphatase activity. Gene Ontology annotation, cellular component: nucleus; cytosol. The record is from RefSeq and is a predicted model, not a curated record.